Molecule: messenger RNA, 4273 nt
Organism: Trichoplusia ni (cabbage looper)
Lineage: Eukaryota; Metazoa; Arthropoda; Insecta; Lepidoptera; Noctuidae
Exons: 3
Coding region: 2548-3807 (419 amino acids)
Source: RefSeq, a predicted model, not a curated record
UUCUUUCCAAAACUAGAAAAAAUGCAAAGACCGCUUGCGAUACGCUAAAUGUUAUGGUUCCUUAACGGACUAUCUUAAAGAAGUAAUUCUUUUGGAAGACCUGGCAUUAUCCGACUUUUCAAUUUUGGACAAAUUCGUAUCAUUAAAUAAUAUUUGUGUUAAAAGUGUUUUGAAAAAUAUGGCAAUUUUACACUCGUUCUCAUAUAUCUUAAAAUCCCGGGAACCUGAAACAUUUAAUAGUUUGAAAAGCAGAUUAAGUGAUAUUUGGUAUCUUUUAAGUAAGGAAGACAAUAUGAAAGUUGUCGCUGAACAGUUUCAAAAUAAUAUUUUAUCUGCAUUUGAAGAAGAUAUUGAUGUAAAAAACAAAAUUCAAAGCAAUUUCGAGAAUUUGUUUACCAAUACGGUCGAUUUGGCAGAAUUUGAAUACAAUAACAAGCAUUCAGUGAUUUUACAAGCUGACCCCUGGACAAAUAAUUUUAUGUUUCGAUUUGAGGAGGAACAACUAUUGGAGUCCAUCAUGAUUGAUUACCAACUUUCGAAAAACGGGAAUCCUGUUAACGAUAUUAUGGCCUUAAUUUUUAAUUGCACCGAUUAUGAAUCCAGAUCAAAACACUACUUUGAGUGGCUCGACUUCUAUCACGCAGAAUUAGAUAAAUCAUUAUCUUAUUUUAACCUUAGUGCUAAAUCAGUUUACCCCAGAAGUGAGAUGGAUGCAGAUAUUAAAAGGUAUGCACAAUUUCUUUUUGCACAAAGUUGUAUCGCUUGUGUUAUUGCGAUGAGAACUGGUGCUGAAGCUGUUGAAAUGGUGGAUGCUAUGCAAAAUUCCAGUGACUAUUCUGAAUUAGUGAAUUCAGUGAAAACAGAUACAUUGAAAGACAAAUCGCUAGCUUUUAUGAAAGGUAAAAUAAUGAAUAUACUGACCAGCUUCGAAGAAUUGGGUAUUUUUAGUGAUUAAACGUUUAUUUUAUGACUACUGGUUGAUUUUAUUAUUGGGAUGUCUAACAGUGGUAAGGGAUCAUGUACAUAAUGAGCAAUCUAACAUUGAGAUAAGUUGCACCGUUGUGAGAGCGCAAUGGCUACAUCAUUAUGUAUCAACAUGUAUUGUGUAAAAUAUGUCUGCCAUACUUGGCCUUUCAAAAUGUCGUGAGUCUUUGUCAUUUUGUCAUCGCUCUUAUGAGUAACUUUGAAGGUAUUUUAGAAAUUCCUCAUACCAAAGCGAACGAUCGUGCAUAGCAGCUCACUAUAGAAGGCAAAAAUGGUCAGAAUAUCUUAGACAGAUACAGUAACCAAUUCUUGACCAGUCUAGUCGAAAACAUUAUUGAAAAAUUGACUUUACAAAGUGCUGGGCUACAGCUCAUCAGUACUCCCGUAGUAGACUAAUACGCCAUCACUCUUAACCUCAUCUAUUAAUAGACUAUAAGAUGAUGACAAAAAUAAAGCACUCAUAACAAUCAGUUUUUUUGUGGAUCGUUAAUAUUUUAGUGUGACCAAAUAACAAUGCAAUUCUUUAUGGAGUUCGACACAGAUAAUCCGUGUCUAAGAUCAUUAUUAUUGUCUACAUUAAAUAAAAAAUAACAACAAUAGUAACGUGAACAAAAGUUACGUACUGUAGGGCCAAAUGCCGUAAGCGAGUACGGAACUUAAACAAUGUAUUACCUGCAUUAAUAUGGCGACUUCCAGCACUAGUCAUCUGUUAUAUGUAACCAUGUUCUUCCUUCUUCCCCUAAAUUUUACGACCCAGGCCUAGAAUAAACCCUAUUUUAAUUGAGGAGCCCACUAGGGCUGAUGCCUGCCGGGGCAGCGGUAUUGUCCGAAAUGGUUACCGCGGCUCCUGUAACACAAAAUGGGUGGGGUUUGUUCAGUACAAGUAGGAACCCCCUCUGCUCAACCCAAAGCAGAAGAAAUUAUUUAAUAAUUUCUCAUCCGAAAGAAACCCCUUUGUGUGUAAAAAGAUUGUACACAUCGUUCAUACACAUUUCGAUGUUGAUACGCCGGGAUAUUCUGGAUUUGUGUUUUGUUUAAAGAAAUGUGGAUAGUUUGAUGUAAAAUUAUAUUUAUUUUGUAAUCUAUAGAUGCAUGUAUAUAAGAAUUGGAGUCUGUUUGUAAUAAUGAAAAUAUUGAAAUAAAGGUUUUUAUGACAGUGUUAUUUUGUUUUGUUUCUCUGUCUUUUUUUCUGGCUAAUCUCUGAAAUGGCUUGACCGACUUUGACGGAAAAUUUAUGGGCUUGUAGCUAAUGACGUAUACAGGUAUAGGUACAAAAAUAAAUACGAAGUCGCAGGUAGAUCUGGUCUUGAAUGUGUUCUGUUUCCACACCAAAUGAAAGCUAUCAGGUUUUUAUGGACUCGGUUCAUUGCGAUAAUUAAUUACUUUAUCAAUGUGUUACGGAAUCAAAUCGCAAUAAAAAAAUAAACGGUAAAUACGAGGUCACUGAUGUAAAUCUGAGGCAGUCUUAAUACAUUUGAUUCUGUGGAUCAAAUCCAAUCGGUAUUGUUACGGAAAAAUAUAGAGAAACAUUGUUUUAAAUUGACUUGGUCAAAAAAUUAAACAAUGGCAGAAUUCAACUUUGCUGGAAGCAUUGAAAAUAUAAGCGAUAGCUUGUUGGAGUUAAUUAAGAAAGUGAUAAAAGAACAAAACGUUAAAGUUAAAAAAGUUACGUUUGAACCUGCUGGCAAGGCUGGCGAUAACGUAGGAUCUAACACGAAAAGGAUCAUUGUAGAAGGAGAAGAGAAAAGAUUACAAUUGUUUGCGAAAAUUGCACCACAAAAUGAAGGAUUACGUCAGUUAUGGACGAUUAGGUUGUCAUUUUUAAAUGAAGAUAUUAUGUACACUGAGUUCUUUCCAAAACUAGAAAAAAUGCAAAGAGAUGCAGGAGUACCUGAAACAGACCGUUUUCGAUACGCUAAAUGUUAUGGAUCUUUUACUGAAAAUCUUCAAGAAACACUAAUUUUGGAAGACCUUAAACUAUCCGAAUUCACAAUGUUGGACAAACUCGUAUCCAUGAACGAUACUUGUGUCAAAAGCGUUUUAAAAAAUUUAGCUAUCUUACAUUCUUUCUCAUUUGUUUUGAAAUCCAGGGAACCAGAAACGUUUGAUGAUUUCAAAAAUAAGUUGACCAAUAUUCGGCGUGCGACGAUGGAGAAAUGUCCACCAGAAGUUUACGCGGAACCAAUUGUGUCCAGCAUUUCAUUUUUAAUCGACAAUGAAAAAUGGAUCAAUGUCAUAAAAAGUAUUUUACCAAAUCUGACUUCUGAAAUUGUUAUGCUAUCAGAUUUUGAAAACAGUUACAAGAAUUCAGUCAUAAUACAAGGCGACGCCUGGACAAAUAACUUCAUGUUUCGUUUUAAGGAGGGCCAAUUAACAGAAUCCGUAAUACUAGAUUAUCAAACUGCGUCAAACGGGAAUCCUAUGACCGAUGUUUUGACGUUAAUCUUCAACUGCACCGACUAUGAAACCAAGUGUAAACACUAUUACGACUGGAUCGAUUACUAUCACUCAGAAUUAGAUAAAGCCUUAUCUUAUUACAAGCUCUCGGCAAGCUCAGUUUACCCCAGAAGCGAAAUGGAUGCAGACCUGAAACGCUAUGCUAAAUUAAUUUUAAGUUUGAGUUGCGCCAUGUGCAUUAUGGCGAUGAGAUCUGGUGAUGAAGCCGUUGAAAUGGUGAAUGCUCUACAAAAUGCCAGUGAAUAUUCUGGUAUCCUAGAAACAAUGAAUACCAAAGGAUUAGAAAAAAAAUCGAGAGAUGUAUUAAAAGAUAAAAUUGAAGGUUUUUUUAAGAGUUAUGAAACAUUUUGUGUUUCUGAAGAUUAAAGCGUUUUAAUUAAGUGGUUACUGAUUUUACCCUGGUGUCCCACUACUUUUUCGAUGUCAGUAUCCUUCCACAAUUCUCUAACGCACGCCUUUUUAUUCAUAUUCUUAAGUUUGGAAAGAAAAUGGUGGAUUUGAAUUGGUUUUAACUGUGAUACAGAACUAGACUUAGACUAUUCAGACUAAAGAAUGGUAUAAGUUUGUUUUCUAAGAGAUGGAAAUUAAUUGGGAUUCGGAUAGAGAAGACCAUGGAUAAAAACUGUGUCACAAUCAAGCGCAAAAAUUGGUAGCCUCAAUUGAAUAUGUGCAAUGUGGGGAGUUAUUGGUGUCUAAAUGAUAAAGACGUGUUGCUAUGUCUAAGGUGUAUAUUAUACUGAACUGAUUAACUUAAGCUUAAUACUAAGUAAAUGUAUAGGUUUGUCGGGAGUAAGGUCGGCUUACACACUACACCUCCCCCGAUAAUAAAAUU